CUCUCUCUCCCUCUCUCACUUUUGACUCUUGAGUUUCUUUUUUGACUCUUUGACCCCACAAUCACGUACAUUUAAAUUCCCAACCUCACCCUUAUUCGCAAAACCUCAACCAACAAAAUGCUCCGUUCACUCUUCACCUCCACCCUCACGCGCCUCUCCUCUCGCUGGCCAGUGCUAAUCUACGCCGCCUCGUGGACCACAGUCCUCAUUCUGACAGUGGCCGUGGCCUCCUUCUCGCCCGAGGUUGCUUUCGUGUCCGCCAUUUCGUCGACGUCUGAAUUCUCCCGCGUCUGCGGCUCAGAAGGGUCGAUCAGGAUUCCAUCGGACGUGCCGGGAGACGUCCUGUGCCUGCCGGCUCACCUGUUCAGCAAGUCCGCCAUCGAUUUCAUCGUGCCUCCUGUUUUCGCGGCGGCCGUGGUGGCUGCGUCGGCUUACCUGGUUAGAGCCGUGGGCUUGUGGGAGGCCGAUGAGGUCCCUUGAGUUGGGCCUGUUGGGCUUCGACUUACAAGUUUAGGUGUUUACUCUUUAUUUUUUUGUUACAAGGUUUCGAUUUAUUUUUUGCUACAAUUUUCAUCAUGUUUACUUGCACGGAAUGAAAAGUCAAAGAUUGAAGAAAAAUGAUAAGUUUAAUCAACUUAAUUCUUGA
This is a messenger RNA of Pyrus x bretschneideri (Chinese white pear), 646 nucleotides long. RefSeq lists its product as uncharacterized. The record is from RefSeq and is a predicted model, not a curated record. The transcript has a single exon. Lineage: Eukaryota; Viridiplantae; Streptophyta; Magnoliopsida; Rosales; Rosaceae. The coding region runs from base 118 to 480 and encodes 120 amino acids.